Molecule: messenger RNA, 2379 nt
Organism: Peronospora matthiolae
Lineage: Eukaryota; Oomycota; Peronosporomycetes; Peronosporales; Peronosporaceae
Source: the annotation of a GenBank genome assembly
AUGGAGCGCCAUGGAAUAGUCUUGACUCGCUUGCGCUCUACAGACACUACAACAACCACUACCACCACCGAUUUUGACCGUCUACUGGCUCGAGACGAAGAAAGGCACACUAUAGAAGAAGGCGAGGUGGACCGCCUGCUGACCAAUCGCACAAUAGCGAAGCGCUCGCGCUUGCAGACGCUCCAGACGGUGGGACUGACAGUUCUAUCGAAGGCGCGUCGCCAGAACGUUGCUCAAUUGUUCGUCCAAUUGUGCAGCGCGUGGAUGGUCUUUACCCUGUUGUGGAUUCGGUGGCCGCUGUAUUAUAGCAACGUGUACCCGUCGGUACUCGUGUUUUUGGAUGACAAACUGGACGUCGAGCCAGUUAUCGUCUCCUUUGCCUUGGUGGUGCCAUUUCUCUGUGCUGGGACGGUAUUCCACUGGCGACAUGUCUCGUUUGGCUCCUCAUGGGUCCAACGAGACCAGCAGCUGAAGCUCGUUCAGUGGCUGAAGAAGACCCAUCCCUCUAUCGGUCAAUACAUUGGAGUCGAUGAGGUUGACGUGGUAGUUGGCAGUGGGUUUUUCCUGCUGCAACUUAACCUCGUCAUUGGCAAGCUACUGACCGAUAACAGAAGUGGCAAGUUGGCGACAUCAGGGUAUUUGAAAUGCAUCGCUCGUGAGCUGGGCAUGAAUGGACUUUAUAGCAUGGUGAUGUCCCUCCUUCUUGUAUCGCGACAGUCUUUUUUGCACAAAUGGUUCGGAUUAUCCAGUGAACGGGCCACACGGUACCAUGUGAUUUCGGGACAAUGGGGGUUCUUCUUGUCACUGUUGCACGGUGUGUGGUACAUCAUGACGUGGUAUCUGGACGGCAAACUUGUGCUGAAGCUGCUUCCGUGUAUACACGAGACAUGUACACCUGCACAACAGUAUACAUCCAGCCGCAAUUUUUUCGGAGCUGUUGCGAUGGGGGCGUUGCUCAUUGUCACCGUAUCGUCUCUGGCACGCGUACGCCGGCAGUAUUUCCGACGCUUUAUUGCAUUGCAUACAUUGAAUGCCGUGGUCGUAGUUUCUACAGCGUUGCAUUACUAUGCGACGUCGUUUUGGAUGGUCCCGGCACUUAUGCUGUAUGGUAGUUACCGAAGUGUCUCAGUGUUUGGACGUGGAAAGGCCAGUGUCGUGUCGACAAUGACAAUGAGCAACACAGUGUACCAACUGGAGCUGAGACGAGGCGCGACAGUUGUCACGUCAGACUUUGUGCCGGGUCAAUAUGUAUACCUACAGGUGGCGGCUAUUGGCAAAGAGUGGCAUCCAUUUAGUAUUAGUUCGAGUCCCCUGCGCAACCGUCACUCUUUUGUCGUGGACGUGAAGGUGCAAGGGGCGUUCACAUCCCGAUUGUUGACACUGCUCCAAAAGCAGCAACUUCGUACUGUUCACGUUGAUGGAUACUAUGGCUCGGGGAUAAAGCUGGCUCCACACAUGGUGCUGGUUGCAGGAGGUAGUGGCAUGACUCCGUUUCUGAGCAUACUGGAUCACAUGAAGGCUCUUGCUGAUGCACGCGACCGAGAUGAGGGGUUGAUCGAUGGCGUGGUGGUGGAACUGCCGCGAACUGUAUGGGUGGUCUGGACGUGCCGUGACUUGGGGUUCAUGGCGGCAUAUGCAGAGCUCUUGGAUGCCGUGAAACGGUGCUCCCGAUGGAAAUGCAAGGUGUGGUUGCAUCUCACGUUUGCUGAAAGUUGUGGACGGGAGGAUGAAGACGAGGAUGACGACACUCAAACGGAGCCAGAUGACCUAUCGGAAGAAUCCACGCCGCGUGUUCAGCAGUUCUACCCAGCUCCGACGAAGCCGUUUGUGUUUUCAGGGCACAAUUCGGCGCUAGGGUUGCCUUUAUUUGUUGGUACAGCACUGGGGUGUGGGCUGCUAAUGUGGUGGGUGUAUCACCUGGAGGAGUUGUCAGCCAGGUCAUUCACUAAACGUCUGAUGCUGCUGCUUGCUGGCGCGCUGGGUGCAGUACUUGGAGCUGGUUCAGGGUUGCAUUUGCAGCAGUGUUGGAACGCACGUAAGGGUGUUAAAGUAGGCGGCAGUAACAUGGAGUUUGCAACGGGAGAAAUGGAAGCUGCUGGUUUCGGUAUAAUGAGCCCCGCAACACCGUCCGCUCCACACUCGAUGCCAUCGCCAGCGCAGUCUUUGCAGAAUCGCAGCUUCAUCGUUGAAAAAAAGCGUCCGGACUUGGGAUCGCGUCUGCGUUACGUGCAUGGUGAGAUCCAAGAAAACUACGGCACGAAAGCGGAAGUGGCGCUUCUGGUAAGCGGGCCGGCAGCAUUGCAGCAGGAUGUUCUCCUGCAUUCACGGAAGUUCCUGAAGCCCGCAUUCGACGUGCAGCAGAAGUCUUUCCUCUUGUGA